Molecule: messenger RNA, 705 nt
Organism: [Torrubiella] hemipterigena
Lineage: Eukaryota; Fungi; Ascomycota; Sordariomycetes; Hypocreales; Clavicipitaceae
Source: the annotation of a GenBank genome assembly
AUGUUGGGCCAGGUCGCUGUCAUCGCUACCACUCUUGUGGCUGCCACCGCUGCCGUCCCUACCACCCUUGAUGCCCGCAGCAACGAGGACAAGUACGUUGCCUACUCUGGCAACGGCUCUACCAAGGACAAGUGGCCCGCCAUGUCUGACUGGGCCAGCUACGAUGAGCUCUGGAAGGCUAACAAGCCCUUGAUGGAGAAGUCUUGCGGCUACAACAACUGGGGCGCAGAGAACUCCAAAGACGAGAUUGCCGCUAUCAAGUCCUCCAUUGACGAUGUUGCCAAGAGCUCUGGUGUCGACAAGCGCUUCAUCCUGACCAUCAUCAUGCAGGAGUCCAAGGGCUGCGUCCGUGUUCCCGUCACCGACAACGGCGUCCGCAACCCCGGCCUGAUGCAGUCCCACGACGGAAAGGGCAACUGCGAGAAGACCAGCCCCUGCCCCAAGUCUGAGAUCCUCCAGAUGAUCAAGGAUGGUGUUGAGGGCACCAAGAAGGGUGACGGCAUCAAGCAGACUCUCAAGACCGCCAAGGAGAAGACCAAGGACGAUGGUGCCCGUGCUUACUACGCCGCCGCUCGUCUCUACAACUCUGGCUCUGCCGACUACAAGAACCUCAACGACGGCAAGGGCUCUACCCCUUGCUACGCUUCCGACGUUGCUAACCGCUUCACGGGUUGGACCCUUGCUGCCUCCAAGUGCACCGCUUAA